Messenger RNA from Nothobranchius furzeri (turquoise killifish), 5054 nucleotides. It is a transcript of the gene prickle3, whose product is annotated as prickle homolog 3. Gene Ontology annotation, molecular function: zinc ion binding. The record is from RefSeq and is a predicted model, not a curated record. NCBI's taxonomy places the organism in Eukaryota, Metazoa, Chordata, Actinopteri, Cyprinodontiformes, Nothobranchiidae.
UUAGAAUGUUUGUUCUUUAAGGAUUUUGCAUCUUUUAAGUGUUUCUGUUUUAUGUUUUCUUCUUCAUUACUCUUUAUUCGUAGUUACUCUCCUUUUUUUGCUCCAGUAAUGAAUGACUGUGCCUGUUCCCCACUGAGGGACAACAACAUAAACACAAACAAAGGGAUUUUCUAUUCUAUCUGCAGCCUUUCCCGUUUUACUGUAGGCUAAAUCCUUUUCCACAGGCCAACUACAAAAACAAAAAAGUAAUUUCCUUCAGUAAAUAUGUAAUUUCUGCUGAACAUGAGGGAGUCUGAGCAGCUAGGGCUGCAGCAGCUACACUGGAGUUCAGCCAGCUCCGUCCGGAGGUUGGUUGGUGCACUUUCGACCACGAACACAUUACUGAAGUAUUAGAAAGAGAAGUAUUUUCAGUUUGUGCAAGACUGAGGAGGGUACUGCUGCAGACACGUGGAUGCUCAUGACUGUUAACAGGAGAGAGUGCUUUGACUGAUGUGCUAAUGCUGCAAAGCACUAUGGGAUUUGUAGGAUUUGUGGCGAAUGCGCCAGUGGGCCAUUUAAUACACGUUUGAUAUACGGUGUGUUUUAACUCUGACAGGCUUCUGGUAAUCACCUAAGUAAGUCUGAUUAGUGGAGUUUCCAGCUUUAAUCUUUUCCUUUUGACUUUAAGGCUGAAGUCCAACUUUUCAUCCAAACUCAUUUAGAAGUUUCUGUUUUCCUUCCAGGUUGUGGUGGUUUUACUACAGCAUCCACGGGACUUGCACUCUUUCUCCAGAUUUGGAUCCACUGAGCUCAAAAGUUGCUUGAAUCAGAGCUGCAUCCGUCACCUGUCGCCACUAGAGAUGCAUUUACUCAGCAAAGCUUGUGUUUGGGUCUUUCCUCUUGUGUUUCCAGUUUGUUUUAGCAGGUGUGCAGCUGGUUGCUCUGAUCUAAUCCUGUCACUCACAGCAGUAGUACUGUUUUAGCUUUCAGUCAGCUGAUGAGACGUCUGUUUAGAUUUAACAAGAGGAGAAUGAAUCUGAAGAGGUUGUCCUCUCCAGGGUCCAGAUCAGCAGAUUUCUCCUGGUUUUCUAAGCUGUGGUUCACAUUAAAGUCCUGGCUAAGAUUAUGAGGUACUGUACACAUCUGAUUGAAGGAUUUAACGUCUGUUCAAGUAGUUAAAUCUGUUGGGAUAACACAUGGAUGGAUCUUUGUUGUUUGUGUGUCUUCUCUAUGCUUUUUGACUGAUGGACGCAUUAGCAUUGACUUUUUAGAAUGAGAAGACGAGGACAAAUGUCUUGUUUAGACCUUUGACGUCUGGUCCAGGCGAAUGAGCGACAUGAAAGUAAGUAAAUGAUUGAGAUUUAUGGGGGUCAGUUCUUCAAGCCCCAGAGUCGGCUCCUAAUUGCGUCCUCUUCAUUAACCAGUUGUGAGUCACAGCUCCGCUGAUGGAGACGAUCGUCCAAAGUGGCUCCAAGCUCAGCUGCUGAUGCUCUCUGAGAAGGAAGUCAUCCAUCUUCACUGGGAUGUCCUCAGACACUGCUCAAACCAGUGGGGAGGGGCAGAUGGUGCAUCCAACACCCAGCAGUCUGACAAUUGAGUUACGGCUGACCCACAGGUCCCCGCCAUGCUCACAAGUGUUCAAAGCCACCUCAGUGGCCAUGAGGCAGCAGACCGUUGUGGGACAAGGCCCAUCUGUUUUCUGGAGACAGAUCUGAGCAGGAUUCUCCCCCCCCCAACAGCUAGCUUCACUUUUAGAUGAUCACACUGAGGAUUAGCAUGUGGCUACGCUAAACCUUUAGAAAAAUCUGAUGUCACAAGUUUUUUUUUUUUUGUCCUCUGAAGAGAAAAGUGUCGUGACUUUACAGAAACUGGAAGUAAGCAGCUUUUGUGUCGUUUGAUCUCCUAAAAGGACCAAAGCUGCACAGCAGAGCGUUGCUCAUUGGCUCCAGAUCUGCUGCUCUUAUUUAUGUGAUUAAUAACGACAUCAAAGCUUCAGUCGCCCAUCUGUUGGUGACGGGAGGAGCCACACAGAGAACCGCGUGUGAUUCAUCCUGUAAAGCAGCAUUAGGACGUUUUCAGGCUGAAUCUGUUAAAGUCAUUGGGUGUUUGCUUCAGCUCUUCUUUAAAUUGGUUAGAAAAUAAAUGUUCUGUUUAGUAAAAGAUGCGUUGAAGAGUGGGCAGUGCGAUGGAGGCUGUUGUUUGCACCCCCGUGCAGGACGGAGGAGGGUGGGAGUCCGCACACGUUAAAACAUCAGCCUUACAGAGUCCUGCUGUAGGGAGCAGAAACCAGUCUUUACUGGUCUGGAUGGGACGGCAUCAGCAGGCUAGCUGGGACUGACUUUACAGAAGGAAGAUCUGCGUUUACUGCAAGUGUGUUCGGGAGGAGCAUGCCGUGCGCUCGGUGCCGGGGCAGCUGGAAAAGAUGAUGACAAAGCUGGUGUCAGACUUCCAGAGACACUCCAUCUCUGACGACGACUCGGGAUGUGCCUCCGAGGAAUACUCGUGGGUCCCACCUGGGCUCAAGCCUGAACAGGUGUACCAGUAUUUUAGCUGCCUACCAGAGGACAGGGUGCCUUAUGUGAACAGUCCAGGGGAGCGAUACCGAGUCAAGCAGCUGCUGCACCAGCUGCCCACGCACGACAGCGAGCCUCACUACUGCAACUCUCUGGACGAGGAGGAGAGGAAGGAGCUGCAUCUGUUCAGUCAGCAGAGGAAACGAGAGAACCUGGGCCGAGGCGUCGUGAGGCUUUUCCCCGUCACUAUGACCGGAGCCGUCUGCCAGCAGUGUGGCAGGCAGAUCUGCGGCGGAGAUAUUGCUGUGUUUGCCAGUCGGGCGGGGCAGGGCUGCUGCUGGCACCCUCAGUGUUUCCAGUGCGCUUCCUGCAACGAGCUGCUGGUGGAUCUGAUCUACUUCUACCAGGACGGACAGCUGUACUGUGGCCGGCACCACGCCGAGAGGCUCAAGCCGCGCUGCCAGGCCUGCGAUGAGAUCAUUCUAGCAGACGAGUGUACAGAGGCAGAAGGGAGGUACUGGCACAUGAAGCACUUCAGCUGCUUUGACUGUGACACGCCGCUGGGCGGUCAGCGUUACAUCAUGAGGGAGACCAGACCGUACUGCUGCUCCUGCUACCAGACCCAGCAUGCAGAGCACUGUGAUACUUGUGGACAGCACAUAGGUAUAGACCAGGGCCAGAUGACCUACGAGGGUCAGCACUGGCACGCGGUGGAUUCGUGUUUCUGCUGCGCCCGCUGUCGACUGCCUCUGCUCGGACGCCCUUUUCUUCCACGCCGGGGCCUGAUCUUCUGCUCCAGGUCCUGCUCGCUGGGCGAGGACCCCAAUAAUUCUGACUCCUGCGACUCGGCGUUGCAGAGCAGAUCCCCUCAUCACAGGAGGCGGUGGGAGGUGUCAGAGAAGCACAGUCAGCAACAGUGUGGUUCACCACUGCAGCCACAAGAGGGCAGCAACUCUCCUACCACUGCUGCAAAGGAGAACAAAGGGCUCCACUGCAGCGCUCCAGUUCAGAACGGCACCGCUUCACCCGGCGGUCACCCUCACCCCAGAGGCUCCUACUCCCCUCUGCCCCACAUUCAUCUGGGGAAUGGCCUAGGACCAUCCUGGCCCAGCGACGUUCCACAUUACAGCUUACUGCCAGUGGACGGUGGGGUCAGACGUCUGCUCAGUGGUUUUCAGCUGCAAGGAGAGGUAAACGGAACCGCAGAACGAAGCAGUCGUAGUUCUAAAGGGCUCUCGACUGAAAACGACUGUAGGACCUGGGUGGAAAAGACCAAUCAAGCAAUGAAAGCCUUUCCUCCUCAGCUAAACUCUCAUAUCACCUCAUCUGACUCGCCGCCACCCUCAUCCAACAAGACCCCCACCCCAGCCCCACCUCUGCCCGUCAAGUGUCGCGAGUUGAUGUCCAGCGACUCAUCCCUGCAGGCCUGGACCGAGGGCCAGCCCUCGGGCUCUCCACCCACAAUGACGCGCAGCGGCAAAGUGAGAGUCAGCUUCAGGGAGCCAAUCAGCAGCAGCUACUCUGUAGAGGAAGAGGAUGAAGAUGAGGAUGAAGAUGAGGAAGGGCAUCUACGAGUGGAAGGGAAGACCCCACAGAGUGAAGAAGACCCUGAGGAGGAGGGAGGCUUCAGACGGAGGCUGCGAGUGCAGAAGGGCAUCCCUCCUCAGAUGGAUCUGCUGGACGGCUCCUCGUAUCAUCAGCGUAGUCUGAGGAGAGGAUGGGGGCGUAGCCGCACCCCCCCAGACCCCGCUCCUCACCCUGUAUCAGAGAGGCGCUCGCGGCCAGACCGGCCCCGCCUGGACUCCGCGGAUACGAGGGGUGAGAGAGAGCGAGACGGCCGGAGCUCCUCCAGCACCUCCUCGCUGAUCCUCCAGUCUGGACAACGCAAACACGAGGACUCGUGUUCCACCUGCUCCUCCUCUUCGUCGGACUCGGAGGAGGAGGGCUUCUUCCUGGGUCAGCCCAUCCGUCUGCCCCCACAGCUUCGGCAGCAGCAGGCCGAUGAGAGCCGAGUGAGAGGAGGAGAGGAGAGAAGGGAUCUCCGGAGAGACUGGAGCCUGAGAGGGAGCAUACGGAGGAGAAGAGCUCUCCGUCGGGGUGAAAAGGACAAAGAUAAAGGCUGUGCUGUCUCCUGACCCACAACGACUCUUUUACCGGCUUUCUGAUGCUGAUGUUGGAGCCUUCUCCAUCCUUCCUCACACACGGGGGUUUAGGACUGAGGAAAUGCUGACUCAUCAUUUGGUUCAUUUACAUAUUCAAACCUUCAGCAGCACGUUUGAUCCUGGAUCAGUUUCACAGAGACGGGCUUUCAUGGUGAAGCUGCUGGCUUUUCUCUAAACACUCCUCCUCCUGUCACACCUGCUCCUGCAGCAGCAGAGCUCAUGUGUUUACAAGGUGUUUUCUGGGGCUUCUCUGCUGGCUGUGAUCUAGCUGUCCACUGCACACCUCACACAGGUAAAGACCCGAGGCCCUGCUGUGGCGUGGACAACACCUCUGAACAAACAUAGCCAUAAGCACUUCCUGAUGCCAUGUUCACAGAAUAAAAUCUCAUCCAGCCUUUUC